Molecule: messenger RNA, 2898 nt
Organism: Aphidius gifuensis
Lineage: Eukaryota; Metazoa; Arthropoda; Insecta; Hymenoptera; Braconidae
Gene: Esyt2
Product: extended synaptotagmin-2
Exons: 13
Coding region: 197-2572 (791 amino acids)
Biological process (GO): lipid transport
Molecular function (GO): lipid binding
Source: RefSeq, a predicted model, not a curated record
CUUCCGUACAAUACAUUGCAAAUGCAAUACAUAUAUUCGCAAUUCGCAUAUAUGUAAUACUACCAGUGUAUGUAUAUUCGUCUAUACUAUGCUAGUUUAUAUUUAAGUAUAUUCGUCACAAAAAAGCAAACGAAUGAGUAUGUACGAAUCUUUCCGUAAAUGAAUCAUACCUACGCCUUUCGCGUUUCUGACGAUCAUGUCUAGCGAAUCGAUAGAAAAUCAAUGUGACCAGAAGAAAAAGUUACCAGUGGUAUGGCCAUACAUGACCGUGUCGUCAUUUUCAUUGACUCUCAUUACACGUUUAAUAGCUGCUGCAGCAAUAUGGGGCUGGGGCUACACCAAUUGGAGUUUUGGCUGGUUAUUACCACCAAUCUUAUUAACAACGUGGAAGUACGAAAGUGACAGAAAUAGUGAACUCAAGAGACUCACUGUCCAAGCAUCAGUUAUGGCUAACGAAAAAGAUAUCAUAAUCAGCAAAAUGAAUGAUCUACCAUCUUGGGUUUAUUUUCCAGAUUUCGACCGAGCCGAAUGGUUGAACAAAAUACUUUGCAAGAUAUGGCCAGGUAUGAAUCAUUUUUCACGACAACUUGUUAGAGAAACAAUUCAACCAUCGAUAGUACAAUCAUUAGCUGAAUACAAGAUCACUGGUUUUCAAUUUGGACGCUUCGUAUUGGGUCGUAUUCCACCGAAAAUCUAUGGCGUGAAGGUUUAUGAAAAUAAUACAUCAAGAAAUGAAAUUAUAUUGGAUUGUGACAUGCUGUAUGCUGGCGACUGCGAUAUAUCAUUUUCACUUGGUAAUAUUAAAGGUGGCAUUCGAGACUUUCAACUCCGCGGUAUGGCUCGUAUUGUUUUAAAACCGAUGCUUAAUGUCAUGCCUCUCGUUGGUGGCAUUCAAAUAUUCUUUCUCAAUAAUCCAUCAAUUGAUUUUAAUCUUGUUGGAGCUAUUGAUGUCCUCGAUUUUCCGGGUUUUAAUCAAGCAUUGAGAAAAGUCAUUAGAGAGCAAAUAUCGAAACUCUUAGUGAUGCCUAAUAAACUUGCGUUUUCUUUGAGUCAAGAUGUCCCAACGUAUGAAAUAAAAAUGCCUGAACCAGAGGGAUUAUUGAGAAUCCACGUAGUGCAAGCGAAACAUUUGAUGAAAAAAGACAUUGGUAUGCUUGGUAAAGGUAAAUCAGAUCCAUAUGCAAUAAUAACUGUCGGCUCACAGGAGUUCAAAACCAAGACUAUUGAUAAUACUGUUGAUCCCAAAUGGGAUUAUUGGUGUGAGUGCCUUGUGAUGUCGAGUGUCGCACAACAGCUAGAAGUAGUACUGUGGGACCAUGAUGAGGCAAAAGGUGACGAAAAUCUUGGCAGCAUACUGAUUGAAAUCAGUCAAGUCAAAGAGAAGAGAUCAAUCGACAAUUGGUUUACCCUGGACUUCGCAAAACAUGGAUCGAUCCAGCUUCGAUUGACAUGGUUGAAUCUAACAAAAGAUAUUGUCGAUCUCCAAGCAGCAAUUAUAGAAACUCAAGAGCUUGGAGUCACUUCAAUGAGCACGGCUCUUUUAUUAGUUUUCAUCGAUUCUGCUAAAAAUUUGCCUUGUCUUCGUGGCAGCAAACAGCCAGAUGUUUACCUCGAAGCUUGUGUUGGAAGCAAAAAAGAAAGAACUGGCACAAUUCUUAGAAGUUGUGAUCCCGUUUGGGAGCAAGGUUUCACUCUUCUCGUUGCUAAUCCUGAGACAAGUAAUCUCAAUAUACGAGUAAUAGAUGAAAAAACAAAUUUGGUUGUUGGGAGCUUAACUUACAUGCUUUCAACACUUUUAACACAUCCAGCACUCGAAGAGACACAACAGCCAUUCAGUCUGCAAAACGCUGGUCCUGAAAGCAAAGUUAUUAUGUCACUCGCGUUGAGGAUUGUCAAGUAUGAGAAUCCAGAUCCAUUCAAGAAGGUUGAAGAGUCGACCAUCAGCAACUCGUCUGACAGCAGCUUACAAUCGACUCCAUUAAAAAAACAGUUAUCUAAAGAAUCUAUCCGUAACUUGAAAAACAAUAGUGGGAUUUCCGGUUCCAUUUCUCCGGUCACUCUCGAUGAGGAUGAUGGAGUAAUUUCAAAUCAGGGACCGAAUAAUCAAGUGCCUCAUUCUGGAUUAAUCCACAGAAAUCCAAGUUUGACAUCUUUUGCAGGUGAAGCUAAACUUGGCCGAAUUCAGUUGACAUUUCGCUACAGUGUUCCACGACAAAAAUUAGUCAUUGUUGUUCACAAGAUAGCGAAUCUCCCUGCAUCAUCAAAUGAUCUCUCCAACAUUCCGGAUCCAUAUGUUAAACUCUACCUACUUCCUGAUCGUCAUAAGGAGACGAAACGUAAAACAAGUGUUAUGAGAGAUAGUUGCAAUCCAGUUUACGACGAGCAAUUUGAGUAUCUUGUUUCACAGGGUGAUUUAAAUACUAGAGUACUGGAAGUUACAGUUUGUGCGCAAAAAGGAUGGCUUGGUGGCGGUAGCAAUGUAAUGGGGCAGGUCCAUAUUAAUCUCUCGGAAAUUGAUAUUACAAAGGCAAUAUCAGCGUGGUAUGAUUUGUUGCCAGAAUCAAAAGAUUAACAUUUUAUAGGCAAAUAUUAUUACAUUUAUUGCAUUGUUUUUUUAUUAAUUAUUGUUGAAUUAAUAUUUAAUUUUUUUAGUUAUGUUAACUUACAUGUGAAUCAAAUUUCAAAAUAAAAAAAAAAUUCAGUUCCAAUAGUUCAAAUAACAAAGUUAAAUGUUAAGGAUAUUUUCCUCUACUUAAUUUCGAUAAAUAUUAUUUAAAUGGCGAAGCAGAAUAACUAUUUAUCAUAUCCAGAUUUUUCUACAGUCCCAAAAUUAAGGUGAUUAAUGUCAAAGUUGACACAUUGGCACCAACGCACGUUAUCGUUUGUGUUUAGGGCUUC